Messenger RNA from Prosopis cineraria, 2409 nucleotides. RefSeq names its product F-box/LRR-repeat protein 3-like. Gene Ontology annotation, biological process: SCF-dependent proteasomal ubiquitin-dependent protein catabolic process. Gene Ontology annotation, molecular function: protein binding. NCBI's taxonomy places the organism in Eukaryota, Viridiplantae, Streptophyta, Magnoliopsida, Fabales, Fabaceae. The transcript is spliced from 8 exons. The record is from RefSeq and is a predicted model, not a curated record. Gene Ontology annotation, cellular component: SCF ubiquitin ligase complex. The coding region runs from base 176 to 2170 and encodes 664 amino acids.
CUGCUGAAAACAAUACUCAUCUUAAAUCCUCUAUUAACGACCCGAUUCAUCACUUUUUGGGAACAGAUAUCUCGUAUGAUAAUCCUUUGUUCUGUGAUCUCGCAGAUCUUCGCUAAAGAGCAAGCAGCGUUGCGCACACUUGCAGAUAUCUUCCUUGUUCUCCUCAGUUAAAGCCAUGAAGAAGCAGAAAUCCCCUGCAACUCAGAACCCGUUUGAUGUUCUCUCUGAGGAGCUCGUCUUCACCAUCCUCGACCUCCUUAAUGCGAACCCACUUGACAAAAAAUCAUUCACCCUAGUUUGUAAAUCUUUCUAUACCAUCGAAGCUAAACAUCGCCGAACCCUGAAACCUCUUCGCUCAGAACAUCUCCCCUCUGUCUUGAAUCGAUACCCAUGUGUAACCCAUCUCAAUCUUUCCCUUUGCCGUCGAGUCACCGAUAGCUCCUUGGCUUUUGUGGCCGACGCUUACAAAGAAACGCUUCAACGGAUUGAUCUGUCCCAGUCCAAGUUCUUCUCCUGUAAUGGGUUGCUUAAUUUAGCUAUGAAAUGUAAGAAUCUGGUGGAGUUAGAUUUAUCGAACGCGACAGAGCUGAGAGAUGCGGCGGCUUCUGUGGUGGCUCAGUUUUCGAACUUGGAGAAGUUGUGGCUGGGGAGGUGCAAGCUGAUUACGGACAUGGGAAUUGGGUGUAUUGCAGUCGGGUGUAGAAAGUUGAGGUUGAUUUGCUUGAAGUGGUGCGUAGGUGUUGGCGAUUUGGGGGUGGAGUUGAUUGCUAUCAAGUGUAACGAACUUCGUUGUUUAGAUCUCUCUUAUUUACCUAUCACAGAUAAAUGUCUGCCGUCAAUUUUUAAAUUGCAACAUCUUGAGGAUUUGGUUCUUGAAGGAUGCUUCGGCAUUGAUGAUGACAACCUUGAUGUCUUCAAACAAGGUUGCAGAACAUUAAAGAAACUUGAUAUCUCUGGCUGUCAAAACAUAACUCACACUGGUCUAUCUGCACUCACAAGCAGUUUUGGAUAUCUUGAGCAACUUACUUUAGCAGAUGGUUCUCCUGUGACUCUUGCUCUGGCUGAUGGGUUGAACAAACUUGCGAUGUUGCAAUCAAUCAUAUUAGAUGGCUGCCUGGUUACUUCAUCCGGAUUAAUGGCCAUUGGAAAUUCAUGCAUUUCGCUAAAGGAGCUGAGUUUAAGCAAAUGUGUGGGAGUGACAGAUGAAGCUCUCUCACUCGUUGUUUCAAAACAAAGAGAUUUAAGAAAGCUUGACAUCACAUGCUGCCGCAUGAUAACUGACAUUUCCAUUGCAAGCAUUGCAAAUUCUUGCAUCAAUCUUACUUCUCUCAAGAUGGAGUCAUGUGGCCUAGUUCCAAGAGAAGCAUUCAUCCUGAUUGGACAGCGAUGCCAUUCUCUCAAGGAUCUUGACCUAACUGAUAAUGAAAUUGAUGAUGAAGGCCUUAAAUCCAUUUCUUCUUGUGCUGGACUUUCCAACCUAAAGUUAGGAAUCUGCCUGAACAUAACUGACAGGGGACUUUCCUAUGUUGGCAAGUGCUGCUCAAAGUUGAAAGAGCUAGAUCUAUACAGGUCUACAGGAAUAACAGAUUCAGGUAUUUCAGGAAUUGCUCGUGGUUGCCCUGAACUUGUGAUGAUUAAUGCAGCUUAUUGCACUGCCAUCACUGAUAGCUCCUUACUAUCCUUGUCGCAAUGCUCUAAGUUGAAAACGCUUGAAAUUCGUGGGUGUACUCUUGUGACAUCAAUUGGUCUAGCAGCUAUAGCAAACAAGUGUAAGCUGCUUACUUGUCUAGACAUAAAGAAAUGUUACAACAUCGAUGAUAGGGGGAUGAUUUCAAUAGCUCAUUUCUCCCAAAACCUAAGACAGAUAAAUUUUUCAUACAGCUCAAUUACUGAUUUGGGCCUACUUUCCCUUGCUAGCCUCAGUAGCCUACAGACCUUUACAGUUUUCCAUGUAGAGGGCUUGACUCCAAGAGGACUGGCUACUGCUUUAUUGGCAUGUGGAGGGCUAAAAAAAGUGAAGCUUCAUCUUUCGUUAAGAUCAUUGUUGCCUGAUCCAUUUAUCAAACACAUGGAAGGGCGUGGGUGUGUAUUUGAGUGGAGAAAUAAAGUGUUCCAGGCUGAAGUGGAUCCCAAGUGUUGGAAGCUACAGCUGGAAGAUCGGACGCAUUAGAGAUGUCAUAGAGAAGGGUCUUGUGUGUAUUUACAAUCCAAACCCAUUUGAUUCAAAAGAAGAAUAAAGAUGAAGAGAAAUAGGAAGUGAUUUGUGCAUGUACUCUUCGCUACAUGUAAAUGUAAUGGUGCCACCCUUUUGUGAAUUGUUGUAGCAGUGCAACUAAUGUCUUUCCUGAACUUUGCAACUAAAUUAGCUUCAAUGAUACUCUUACUAUUUUGUGAGAAAAUGUAGAAGUC